UACCAGAGUUGAAAAUUAUCUAAACGCUAACAACAAUUUAAAACACUAUCGCCGAACACGACGUAAGCAGAGUAAAACGCCACCAUUGGGAGCACCACACAGUCCUGUCGCGACAUUUGGCGGUUAACAGAUUCCGCCAUUCUCUAUCCCCCGCCCUCUCCUCUCUCACUUUCUCAACCUAUCUCUCGUCUCUUCAUCACUGUGCUUAAUUCCCAAUUCUUACCACUAUUUAUAAUCUUAGCUUCAGAUUAUAAAGGAGUACUCAUAUCAAAAUUAUUAUGGAAAAUUACAACAAUUCUUUCUCAAAGAUCAAUAAUCUCAACUGCAUCGAUCUUUCAAACCCUGAUAUCCACCAUUCUGUAUCUCUCCUUAAACAGGCAUGUUUGGAUUGUGGGUUUUUCUAUGUAAUAAAUCAUGGGAUGAGCGAAGAAUUCAUGGAUGAAGUUUUUGCACAAAGCAAGCAGUUUUUUGAAUUGCCAAUAAGUGAAAAAAUGAAGCUUUUGAGAAACGAAAAGCAUCGAGGAUAUACACCAAUUCUUGACGAGCUUUUAGAUCCUGAACAUCAACUUCAAGCUGUAGGAGAUUACAAGGAGGGGUAUUAUAUUGGUGUUGAAGUACCUGAGGAUGAUCCUGAGGCAGAUAAGCCAUUUUAUGGGCCCAAUGUUUGGCCAGCUCCGGAUCUCUUGCCUGGUUGGAGGCAAACUAUGGAGAAAUAUCAUGAGCAAGCACUGGAGGUAGCAAGGAGUGUAGCAAAGAUUAUAGCUCUUGCACUUGACCUGGACGCAGAUUUUUUUACUAAGCCAGAGAUGCUGGGGAAACCUAUUGCAACCUUACGCCUAUUGUACUAUGAAGGUCAAGUUUCUGAUCCAUCAAAAGGAAUAUAUGGAGCUGGUGCACAUUCUGACUAUGGUCUGAUUACACUCUUGGCUACAGAUGAUGUAGUUGGUCUGCAAAUAUGCAAGGAUAAAGAUGCCAAGCCACAGGUAUGGGAAGAUGUACCGCCUGUUAAAGGGGCGUUCAUUGUGAAUCUCGGUGAUAUGCUGGAGCGCUGGAGCAACUGUGUUUUUAAAUCCACCUUGCACAGGGUUAUAGGGAAUGGUCAACGCAGAUACUCUAUAGCCUAUUUUGUUGAGCCGAGUCAUGAAUGUCUUGUUGAAUGCUUGCCAACAUGCAAAUCAGAAACUAACCCUCCCAAGUUUCCUCCAGUUCGAUGUGAUACAUAUCUUUCCCAGCGCUACAAGGACACUCAUACUGAUCUAAGCACAUACAAGUAACUUCAUUUUGGCCACACACAACAAGAGUUUGAUAUGGGAGUGUUUCGCAUGUAGAAUAUUUUCAAUCUAGCUAGCAAAGAUAGAUGUUAUGUUCAUCACUUUAAAAAUGAUAUUAUCACUGCUCAAGUACUGAUAAGCACAGAAUCUGGGUUACGCGUCAAGAUAUUCUUACUAGUUUCAUUUUAAAUUACCAUUUAUUGUACUUCUAUCAUCCAUUUGCCUGUAAUCAAACCACAAAUCUCAGUUUAUACUUUAUAUUAUUCAUAAAAAGCUUACUACGGAUUAGUUGUUUA
This is a messenger RNA of Spinacia oleracea (spinach), 1567 nucleotides long. RefSeq names its product 2-oxoglutarate-Fe(II) type oxidoreductase hxnY. Bases 279 to 1274 code for a protein of 331 amino acids. The transcript is spliced from 11 exons. Lineage: Eukaryota; Viridiplantae; Streptophyta; Magnoliopsida; Caryophyllales; Amaranthaceae. The record is from RefSeq and is a predicted model, not a curated record.